Molecule: messenger RNA, 627 nt
Organism: Cladophialophora yegresii CBS 114405
Lineage: Eukaryota; Fungi; Ascomycota; Eurotiomycetes; Chaetothyriales; Herpotrichiellaceae
Exons: 2
Coding region: 1-627 (208 amino acids)
Molecular function (GO): acyltransferase activity, transferring groups other than amino-acyl groups
Source: RefSeq, a predicted model, not a curated record
AUGCCUCUCAUCCUGCAAGAAGCCGUCGAGGCCGACGCGCCUCGCAUCGUCGAGGUCGAGCGCCUCGCUUAUGCCUCUAACCCGCUGAGCCCUAUCUUGUUUCCUGGCCCAUUCCCACCAGAAGCCACAGUUCAGCGCGCGGAAGGCAUGGUCAAGCAACUCCGCGAAGAUCCGACCAUCCAAUGGAUCAAGGCCGUGGACACCGAGACUGGUGAACUGGCGGCGUUCGCGAAGUGGGAUAUCAUCGAGAAACCCAAGGAGCCCGUCCCAGGCCGAUCAUUCGGGCCUGGAUGCAACGUCGAGGCGUGCGAGGAGUACUUUGGCGGCAUUCACAGGAAGCGACGGGAGUUGAUGGGGGACAAAGCGUAUUGCUUACUUGACCUCCUCCAGACAGAUCCCAAGUAUCAAGGACGCGGAGCGGGUGGCAUGCUGAUCAAGUGGGGUCUGGAUAUUGCAGAUGCGCUUGGCCUGCCUGCAUAUCUCGAGUCUUCUCCCGUGGCGCACCGGUUGUAUCAGAAGUUCGGCUUCCAGGACAUUGAUGAGUUAGUCCUCAGCCCAAAGUGGAACUACGGGUCGGCGAAUCCAAGUAUCUACUUCAUGCUGCGGGGAGCACAGGUGAAGAUGUAG